Messenger RNA from Penaeus vannamei (Pacific white shrimp), 3430 nucleotides. The record is from RefSeq and is a predicted model, not a curated record. Lineage: Eukaryota; Metazoa; Arthropoda; Malacostraca; Decapoda; Penaeidae.
AGAAGAAAAACGAAUUACAUCUUUUUACAAUCCGCUCUUCAGUCGAGCUCAUUCUAUCCGAGGCAACGCGAGAGAUCUAUGUACGUUUUUUAGCUGGGGAAUCAGUGUUUCUUUUCACUUCCAGACUCCUUCCCCAACGCAGCUAUGGCCUCGCCCAGGGCCUCGCAGCCCCACUCGGACAAGCAGAAAGGCAUGAGCUUCUGCCUCUUCUACUUGGCGACCUGGAAGAGCAAAGCGGUGCUGCAGCAGGUGCUUGAGCUGGGGACGCCCAACAGGGACCCCAGCAAGAGCUUUCUCGAGUAUCUGAUGCUGGGGAAGCAUAUCGACAUGAAAGGUAUAAUUAAACACUUCAACAAGAGUCAGAGAUGGAAGAUUAGCAAGCCUCAGACGAACGACUUUGACGUGAAUUUGCUGUACCUCUGCAUAAAACACGGCUGCGAUGGCCUGGCCCCGCAUGGUGACAAGAGGUGGCAGGAAAAAGGAGAUUCGUUGGAGUACUGCAUUUCUUCCAUUAAGAAUUUCAGGAACAGCACCCUGCACAUGGUUGGCGUUGACGAGAAGACCUUCAUGGAAAAGGCUGAGGAACUGCGAGACUUGCUCAAAAACGCACUCGUGAAGUCGUAUGACUUUUACAAGCAAAAUGUCCCUCCUCGCCUUUUACAAGAACUUGACCAAGAGAUUAAUGACAUCAAAAACAACCCUUCCAGCAAAGUCGAUGAUGGCUUUCUUUUCAAUAAAUUGUGCGAGAUGGUCAAAGUCGAAGGAAAAGAAGAACUGAAGAAGAAAUACGAAGCCAUGUCAAGCAUUGGGCCAGUUACGAAUCUGCUUGGGAGAGGUGUCAGAGUGAAAGUAGACGUGGACAAGAUCUUCACCAAGAUGGAAAUAAAGAAAGAAAGUAAUUCUUCUGAGGAUAAAGAUGAAUAUGUAGAAUAUGAAGAGCUUCUUCAGUGUGUGCAGAAGAGACAAGGACAAAAGGACAACGUCGUUUUACUGGUCGAGGGACCGGCAGGGGUUGGGAAGACGACGCUCACUCGGAAGCUAAUACAUGACUGGGCCUCGGGGGAAAUGGCCAAGGAAGGUGUCCCAAACUAUGAAUUUGCGAUCCUGGCCGAGUGCAGAGACAGCACGAUCUCCUCCCUGGGACAACUUUUAAGUUCGCUUAUGCCAGAACUGAGUAAAAACGCCUCGAAUGAGGAUCUGGUCAAAUGCAUUCAGGAAAACAAGCUUCUGUUUAUUAUAGAUGGAUUGGACGAGCUCAACCCAUCUUCAAAAUUAGUUGUGAAUGAAAUAUUGAAUCUGGGAGAAACUGCUGACGUCACCGUCGUCUGCACAACUCGGCCUAACAGAGCGAGCGACUUCAAGCAAAGAGUGCCAGAGAAUUUCGCCAUCAUGCACAUCAAGGUCAUCGGGAUCGAGGAGAACAGGAGGGAAGAAUUUGUGAAAAAUUACAACAGAGCUUUGGGUGACGAAGGCCAGAGAGACAUCUCGGGUCUCCUCCAAUAUCUGAAAGAGAGUCGCUUGCAAGACCACUGGAGACUGGCUUUCAACUUGGUCCUUGUGACGAUACUGUGGCUCCGUAAACCUGAGCAAGUCAACAAACUGACGACAGCGACGGAGCUUUUCAUGGAAACACACAGGCUGUGCAAAGAGCGGCUCAGGCAAAGACUCCUCGAACAUAAAGAAACCCGCGCGAUAGACGCCCGAGAAGUAAAUGAUAAAGUUGAAAUAUUUCUAAACAAACUCCAGGAGGAAGCAUUAAUCAAUCAUUAUAAUGACAAGACGGUGCUGUCUGCAGCGUCGGUGGAACGGCUGAGGCAUGUCUGUGACUGCCUGUCCUUGCCUCACGCGGAGGUCCUGGGGUCCUUUCUCGUCCAGGCGGAUUCGGUGACGGGCGACGGCAAGGAGAAGUUCAGCUUUCCCCACAAGGGCCUGCAGGACUUUUUCAGCGCCCUUCAUGUAAGGGAAACUCUCUUAGCCAAAGAAAUAGAUAUCCUCCGUAUACUGAAUAACAUUGAAACUAUACUCUCUGACUGCAACGUUCCUGGCGAACUCAGCAAAGCUCUAGUAGGAGUAAACAAGGAAACACUGGAAAAACAAAACCGGAAAAUAUCGAAGAUAUCGCACAGUAUUCGGAGUGUCCUCGAAGACACGCUGGACAUGGCAAAAGCCUAUGACGAAACAGAGAGCCAGACAGUCAGUCUGGACUUGGUCAAAUGUCAAAACGUCUUGAUUCAUCUGACAGGACUACUCUACCUCGGAGGAAGCCCGCUGAAGAAGGACGCUUGCGCCGAACUGGUGAGCCUACUGAAAGACUCUGGCAUCAGGGACAGGACUCAGUGGCUGAGCUUGCUGUCCGAGGUCAAGUGUGACGAGACCGUCAGCAAGUGCAUCGCGCAGGCCAUGGACCUCAAGGAGGUAGAAAUAAGCGACAGCCAAGUGACCGCUUACGCGAGCGUCCUGAGACACAUGCGGCCCUCGCACGUGGAGGUAGACAUCAGCGGGGACCCGCAGGACGUCCCUCGCCUCCAGGAUCUCCUCUCCGCCAUCGAGGCAACGGACUGGAAGACGGAUCUCCGCUUCCGACAUGACUUCCGGUACAUGAGGGGCCGCAGCAGCGUCCUCGAUGAAAGGCUGAAGGAGUUCUUUGGAAGUUCAAAAGCCAAGCUCACAUGGUUCAACGGAUGGCUCAGCGGUCUGGCCACCAAGGCGCUGCCGUCGUGUCUCCAGUACCUCGAACUGGCCGUGAAGAACGAUGCCCACUACAGGGAGCUGCUCCCUUACCUGUCCUCGCUCGCUAGGAGACUCCCGCGUCUGGAGUGGCUCGGAUUGCAUGUUGCAUUGGGGAUAGACACGACCUUGCUGAAGCCUUUACCGAAGGUGAAUCGCUUAAGCCUCACAAUGGACAAAGUAACAGAUGAGACAAUAGGAUGGGCAUGCAGUGUUGCCUCUGCACUUAGGCCGUCUCCUAAAAAAAGGUACUUCAGUCUCGUAUUCCCUGACAUCCUGCGAAGCGAGGACACGUACGGCCUUCUCGUGAGGGAGCUCGUCUACGCCGGCGUGAGGGUCGAGGGCGUGAUGAGGACUUCUCCGGCGGACUCGGCAGACGAUGGGAAGCAGAGGCAGCUGGACGACCUCACCCGCAGAGCCCUGGAGUGCUACUUCGAGGCGUUGAACGAUGACAUAUGGCACCGGAAGCCUCUAGAAGCCCUGAGAGACUUCAACAGGAUGCGCCAUGAAGAGCAUUUCCUCUGAGAACUUCUCCACAACUUCCCCCACUGAUCAGCCAGAAGCCAAGCAAAGAUGUUAAAAAGAGAAAACGUUUGGUCUCGAAAACGUUUGCGACUCCUGAGGUCUUUGGGUUCAUCGUGCAGUGUUUAUUGAUUGUACAUUCUUCUUUAUUGCUAAGACACUGACGUAAAUAAUGCAAUGU